AUGGAGCGAGCUGAAGAGCUGCCGGACCCCGAUCCCCAGGGGGGGAAAGAAGGGGAGACCCUGGGAGACCCCCUUGCAGCAGGACGUGCCGCCAGAAGAACGAAGGAAGAACCAAACCUGAAGCGAGAAAGUGGUGAGCGAGAGGGAGGGCACGGAGUCGCAGCAGCGAAACGGGAAGGAAAUGUUUUGGAGAGCCCUCGGCGGGAGGCAGCUGCUGAGAGUGAGACAGGGCCAGAAGGGGAUAAACUCAUCCCUCACGAAAGAAACCAAAAGGUCCUCAAAGAAUCCAAAGCCCAGUACAGAACCGCAACCAAGGAGAAAAAGUACACGUGCAACGAGUGUGGAAGGAGUUUUGGACAGAGCUCCAACCUUAUCGUGCAUCAGCGUAUCCACACCGGAGAGAAACCUUAUAAAUGCCAUGAAUGUGGGAAGUGCUUCAGGCAGAGCUCAAACCUCAUCGUCCACCAGAAGACUCACACGGGAGAAAAGCUCUACGAGUGCCCCAAGUGCCAGAAGUGCUUCCCAGACAGGUCGCUGCUCAUCCGGCACAAGAGGGUCCAUGUAGGAGAAAAACCUUUUAAAUGCCAACAGUGUGGGAAAAGCUUCAUUCACCAAUCGAGACUUCUUGUCCAUGAGAAGGUGCACGUAGGAGAACAACUCUACCAGUGUCCCGAGUGCGGGAAAUGCUUCAGGGACAAAUCAAAGUUCCUCCAGCAUCAGCGGCGGCACGUGGGAGAACGUCGCUACAAGUGCUACGAGUGCGGGGAGGAGUUCGGGCAGAGCUCGGACCUCAACCUCCAUCAGAGGAUCCACGUGGAGGAGAAGCUCUACCAGUGCUCCACGUGUGAGAAAUGCUUCAAGGACAGGUCCACCCUCAUCAGGCAUGAGACGGUGCACACGGGAGAGAAACCCUAUAAAUGCCACGAGUGCGGGAAGAGGUUCACCCGCAGCUCGGACAUCAUCGUCCAUCAGCGGACGCACACGGGGGAGAAACCCUUCGAGUGCUCCGAGUGCGGGAAGAGCUUCAGCCACCGGUCAAAUCUUUUCCGACACCAGAGGAUGCACACGGGGGAGAAGCCGUAUAAGUGCGAAGAGUGCGGGAAGCAAUUCGGGCAAAGCUCGGAGCUUAUCGUCCACCAGCGGACCCACACCGGGGAGAAGCCCUACCACUGCUCCGAGUGCGAGAAGUUCUUCAGGGGGAGGUCAACCCUCUUCAGGCACGAGAGGCUGCACACGGGGAUCAAGCCGUACGAAUGCAGCGAGUGCGGGAAAAGCUUCGGGCAGAGCGGGGACCUCAUUGCACAUCAGCGUUUCCAUACGGGUGAGAAGCCCUACCAGUGCUCCCAGUGCAGAAAGUUCUUCAGCAACAGAUCCAGCCUCGUGCGGCAUCAGCGGUUGCACGCGGGCGAGAAGCCCUACAAGUGCCACGAGUGCGAGAAGAGCUUCGGGCAGAGCUCGGACCUCAUCGCCCACCAGCGAACCCACACCGGGGAGAAGCCCUACCCCUGCCCGAAAUGCGGGAGAAGCUUCCAGCCCAACUCACGUUUUGGCGUGGCGGUGGGGAAGGACUCUCUUCAGUGCCCCCAGUGUGCAGAGGGUUUCAAGGAGGGGUCAAACGCCAUCGAACACCAGAGAUAA
Messenger RNA from Balearica regulorum gibbericeps (East African grey crowned-crane), 1638 nucleotides. The record is from RefSeq and is a predicted model, not a curated record. Lineage: Eukaryota; Metazoa; Chordata; Aves; Gruiformes; Gruidae.